CCCGCCCCUCCCCCGCCAGGGGGCAACCUCGAACCCCGAACCGAAGCCAGGCGGCGGCGGCGGCGGCGGCGGGAGGAGGAAGAGGAAAGAAAAGAAACAAGGCGGCGGGGCCGGCCCCGCCCCCCGUCGCCAUGGCAACUCCCGCCACCGCCCCCAGCGCCAGCAAGACGUGGGAGCUGAGCCUGUACGAGCUGCACCGCACCCCGCAGGAGGCCAUCAUGGACGGGACGGAGAUCGCGGUGUCGCCUCGCUCCCUGCACUCGGAGCUGAUGUGCCCCAUCUGCCUGGACAUGCUGAAGAACACCAUGACCACCAAGGAGUGUCUGCACCGCUUCUGCUCCGACUGCAUCGUCACCGCCCUCCGCAGCGGGAACAAGGAGUGCCCGACCUGCCGCAAGAAGCUGGUUUCGAAGCGGUCGCUGCGCCCGGACCCCAACUUCGACGCCCUCAUCUCCAAGAUCUACCCGAGCCGGGAGGAGUACGAGGCCCACCAGGACCGCGUCCUCGUCCGCCUCAGCCGCCUGCACAACCAGCAGGCCCUCAGCUCCAGCAUCGAGGAGGGGCUGCGCAUGCAGGCCAUGCAUCGGGCCCAGCGUGUGCGGCGGGCGCUGCCGGAGUCGGACCAGACGACCACCCUGAGCGGCGGGGACGGGGAAGCCGAGGCCGACGGGGAGGCCGAGCCCGACGGGGAGGAGCUCAGCUCGGACUCGGGCCCGGAUUCGAACCCCGGCCCGGCCCCGAAGCGGCCCCGGGGCGGCGGCGGGGGCGGCGGCGGGGGCGGCCCCGAGGACUCGGGGGACCCCGGCCGGGGCCCCCCGAGCGGCGGGCCCGGCGGCGGGCCCGGCCCCCCCAGCCCCCCGGAGCCCGGCGGCGAGAUCGAGCUCGUCUUCCGGCCCCACCCGGUCCUGGUGGAGAAGGGCCAGUACAGCCAGACCAGGUACGUGAAGACCACCGGCAACGCCACGGUGGACCACCUGUCCAAGUACCUGGCCCUGCGCAUCGCCCUGGAGCGGAGGCAGCAGCAGGAGGCCGGGGGGCCCGGGGGUCCCGGGGGUCCCGAGCCCGGGGCCCUGCCCAGCCUGGACGGGGUGAGCGAGAAGCAGUACACCAUCUACAUCGCCACGGCCGCGGGGGCCUUCACGACCCUGAACGGCUCCCUGACCCUGGAGCUGGUCAACGAGAAGUUCUGGAAGGUGUCGCGGCCCCUGGAGCUGUGCUACGCGCCCACCAAGGAGCCCAAGUGACGGCUUUUUCUACAAAAUGUCUAUAGCAGAGUCUUCUAUAUUGUACAGAAACCGGCUUGGGGGGGGCCCCCCCCCCGAGAAACAAGGAUUUUUGGUUCUUUCUC
Molecule: messenger RNA, 1348 nt
Organism: Tachyglossus aculeatus (Australian echidna)
Lineage: Eukaryota; Metazoa; Chordata; Mammalia; Monotremata; Tachyglossidae
Gene: RING1
Product: ring finger protein 1
Exons: 7
Coding region: 132-1244 (370 amino acids)
Biological process (GO): negative regulation of DNA-templated transcription
Cellular component (GO): ubiquitin ligase complex; PcG protein complex
Molecular function (GO): ubiquitin protein ligase activity; chromatin binding
Source: RefSeq, a predicted model, not a curated record